CAUCCUGGGGAAAGAGCUCACUGAGGAACGCUCCGUGACAGAACCCCUUCCAGCACCUCGCAUGACCAAUGACAUCCUGGGGGAAGAGCUCACUGAGGAACCCUCCAUGCCCGAACCUCUUCCAGCACCUCGUAUCACCAACAACAUCCUGGGGAAAGAGCUCACUGAGGAACCCUCCAUGCCAGAACCCCUUCCAGCACCUCGUAUCACCAAUGACAUCCUGGGGGAAGCGCUCAUUAAGGAACCCUCCAUGCCAGAACCCCUUCCAGCACCUCGUAUCACCAAUGACAUCCUGGGGGAAGUGCUCAUUGAGGAAACCUCCAUGCCAGAACCCCUUCCAGCAACUCACAUCACCAAUGACAUCCUGGGGGAAGCGCUCAUUGAGGAACCCUCCAUGCCAGAACCCCUUCCAGCACCUCGCAUCACCAACAACAUCCUGGGGAAAGAGCUCACUGAGGAACGCUCUGUGACAGAACCCCUUCCAGCACCUCGCAUGACCAAUGACAUCCUGGGGGAAGAGCUCACUGAGGAACCCUCCAUGCCCGAACCUCUUCCAGCACCUCGUAUCACCAAUGACAUCCUGGGAAAAGUGCUCACUGAGGAACCCUCCAUGCCAGCACCCCGUCCAGCACCUCACAUCACCAACAACAUCCUGGCGGAAGCGCUCAUUGAGGAACCCUCCAUGUCAGAACCCCUUCCAGCAACUCACAUCACCAAGGACAUCCUGGGGGAAGCACUCAUUGAGGAACCCUCCAUGCCAGAACCCCUUCCAGCACCUCGCAUCACCAACAAGAUCCUGGGGGAAGCGCUCAUUGAGGAACCCUCCGUGCCAGAACCCCUUCCAGCACCUCGCAUCACCAACAACAUCCUGGGCAAAGUGCUGGGGAAAAUGCUCAUUGAGGAUACCUCAGUGCCAGGUCCUUCCAUCCUCACAGACACUCCAAAGGAAGCACCUUCUGUGUCAGAGCCCUUACUAGAACCUUCCAUUGCUGAUAAAUAUCUUCAGCAAGAAGUAGAACUCAAAGGGUUACAGCACGACUAUGUCCAGCAGCUUCCCUCGUUCUCUCCGGGCCAUCAACCUGCAAAUUGGACACAUGCGGACAAGGCUCAUCCGCAGUGAGGUUCGGCUGCAGCGGUGGGAAAGGGAAGAUGUUCCUGCAGGCCCUGCUGCACUUCUCCAGCCCUCUGGGUCUGAUUCAUCAUUGUCCUCUGCCUCCCUUGAGGUUGCCUCCAUCCCACCCUCCACCUCCACCUCUUCCCUCAACCUGCAUCCCUCUCCACCUCUCCUCCUUCCCCACCUCCUCUGGAGCCGGACCUCAGCAAUGUGAAAGAAACUCUGCAGAGUUUGGUAGAGAUGCAGGUCCAUCAGCUGCGUGACCGCCAAAGAGACCUCCGCAGCUGCCAGGAAUGCUUACAAAGCUUCAAGGCACUGAGGGGACAAUUGAGGCGGCUAAGGAGCAGACUGGCCAGGGUGGAAGCCACUAUGGGGAUCGUGGUUCCUCCAAGGGAGCUAGACGUUGCUGAGGAAGAAGGGGAAGGCAAAUUAAAAGAGACAACUGUACUACUAUUUACAUAAGUAGCAAUAAAAUGCUGUGUAUAUAUUUUUUAAAAAUUAAAUAUUUGUUUUAAUAGGAUGUAGAGAUAGAACAGCAAUAAAACUUGCAUAUUUAUUGUUUAAAAAAAAUAAAAUGUUUUAUUUUAAGGGAAA
Messenger RNA from Hemicordylus capensis (graceful crag lizard), 1708 nucleotides. RefSeq names its product diacylglycerol kinase kappa-like. The record is from RefSeq and is a predicted model, not a curated record. The transcript has 4 exons. NCBI's taxonomy places the organism in Eukaryota, Metazoa, Chordata, Lepidosauria, Squamata, Cordylidae. The coding region runs from base 62 to 1120 and encodes 352 amino acids.